Messenger RNA from Theobroma cacao (cacao), 1873 nucleotides. RefSeq names its product Core-2/I-branching beta-1,6-N-acetylglucosaminyltransferase family protein. The record is from RefSeq and is a predicted model, not a curated record. Gene Ontology annotation, molecular function: glycosyltransferase activity. Gene Ontology annotation, cellular component: membrane. NCBI's taxonomy places the organism in Eukaryota, Viridiplantae, Streptophyta, Magnoliopsida, Malvales, Malvaceae.
GCAGCCAUCACCCAUUCAGACAUAAAUUCAAUCCCUUCACAAUUUCCCAUCUGCUGUUUCUGACCUGAGCUUCCCAGUUUUUCCGUCCUUGCCCUUUUGCAUCUUUUCAUAUUCCAUGUUAACGUUGAUCAUAGAUCAAUGGUUUGUGCUUCAAACUUGCUUGAUUUCAUUCUCUCUUUUAUAAGAAUCAUCGAAUGGGCUUCGUUUUACUACUAUAGUUUUUGAUGGCUUAAUUUUCGAUCAUUACAAUAGUUUUUCAUCGACAGCUCUGGUACAGUAUUAUUUUUUACUUCCUUCUCUGAUCAUUACACAGUUAUAUGGUAUAUAAUCUCAGCGUCUGGUUUGUUGUGUCCAAAUUUUGAUUCCUCCCAAGUUCUUUUCUCUUGCUUGUGCAGUGUUGGCAUCUCUUGUCCUCAAAGAAAAGAACUGUUGUGGAGUGACAGAAGAAUCACUUUUCUUGAGAACAAGAGCUUUUGGGUCUCUUUAAAUUUAAAGAGGUAUCUGAAUCUCUCUCGGAGACAAAGCUUCCUGAUUUUCAAGGCAAACAAAACCAAAAAAAUGAAGGGUGAAAACAACAAUCCGUCAACCUCAUUUGCCAAGCUCUUUAAUGCCCACUUGCAUUUCUUCAAUGUCCUCUCUUGUGUCCUCCUCUUUGGCUCUCUCCUAUCUCUUGGAAUCAUACUCAGCUUUCAUCUUAAAAACUUUUCAAUUGACCUACAUAUCACGCAGUUAUCUCUGACUACGAGAUCAGCAUCGGCACCGCCGCCCCCGCCCCCGCCGCAAUCAUUUACUCCGGCUGCUAAAACAUCUAAUGUUGCGGGCAUAGGACUAACAGAAUUUCUGAAGCCACCGGAUGUAAUGCAUGGCAUGGAUGAUAAAGAGCUUCUGUGGAGGGCCUCAAUGGUUCCCCGAAUUCCACAGUAUCCAUUCGAUCGAGUUCCUAAAGUUGCUUUCAUGUUCUUGACAAAAGGGCCUCUUCUCUUGGCUCCGCUGUGGGAGAAAUUCUUCGAAGGGCAUGAAGGGAUGUACUCAAUCUAUGUGCACUCCAAUCCAUCAUUCAAUCUAUCAGACCCUAAAAGUUCAGUGUUCUAUGGCAGAAGGAUUCCCAGCAAGGAAGUCGAAUGGGGAAAGGUGAAUAUGAUUGAAGCCGAGCGGCGGCUGCUAGCCAACGCACUACUGGAUUUCUCAAACCAAAGAUUCGUUCUUCUGUCGGAAUCAUGCAUUCCAAUCUUUAACUUCUCCACUGUCUACUCCUACCUCAUCAACUCUUCCCAGAGUUUCGUGGAGUCCUACGAUUUAGAAGGCCCCGUUGGGCGGGGCAGAUACAGCCGGAGAAUGAGCCCCCGAGUCACACUGGACCAAUGGAGGAAGGGAGCCCAAUGGUUUGAGAUGGACCGAGAGCUUGCCAUUGGGGUAGUUUCCGACCAAGAAUAUUUCCCAGUGUUCCAAAAGUACUGCAAGGGCGCUUGCUACGCCGAUGAACAUUACCUGCCAACGUUUGUGACCAUGAAAUUUGGGCACAAGAACUCGAACAGGACUCUGACAUGGGUCGAUUGGUCCAAAGGUGGGCCCCACCCUGCAAAGUUCCUGAGGACGGAGGUGACGGUUGAAUUUUUGGAGAGGUUGAGGAGCGGAAGCCAAUGCCAGUACAAUGGGAACACGACGGAUAUCUGUCACCUGUUCGCCAGAAAGUUCUCUCCCGAUGCUCUGUACAGGUUGUUAAAGUUUGCACCCAAACUCAUGCACUUCCAUGAAUAAAUACAUUCAUUCUUAGCACAGAAUCUAUUCUUUUUAUUCAUUUUUGUAAUUUUUUUUGGGAUAAAAAGCAAAUUUGCCCCCAUAAUUAUCAAUCAAUUUACUACUUUUCUCAUUU